GUCAUUUAAAGAUGGCGGAGUGCAUGGCCACACGUUUGGCCGCUCAGGAGGAGCAGAUCCGGCUCCUCUCAAGAGAAAUAUCCACCAUCCAGGACGGGCUGAGUCAGGGUCGGGAUGCCAGUGUUGGUGCGGAGGUCACGCCGGAGCUGGAGAGCCUGAGGACGGAGAAUGAGAAGCUCCGCUACCGGCUGCUGCACCUGCGGAGGGGUCUGCAGGAGGAGCUGCAGCUGGAGGGUCAGAAACAUGAGAAGAGUGGGAAAGCUCCGGAGAAAAACACCAACAAGGAGAAGCAGGCUAACAAUCGCGCUGAGAAGAAGGUGGCGACCCCGGAAACCAAGUCAUGUGACGGGAACAAGAAGGAGAAGAAGCAGGACAAGGGACAAGGAAAGGGGGGUGUUAAAGAGAAGAAGUCGUUGCCAGGAUAUGUUGCAGAGCGCCUCGGUCUGUACGAGCAGCUGAAGAGGGAGAGCGAUGCCCUGCUGGCGGAGAGAGCUGCGAACGGUAAACCCAUCAGUGUGGAGCUGCCGGACGGAGGCAAGGUGGAGGGCAGAGCCUGGGUCACCACCCCGUACCAGCUGGCCUGUAACAUCAGCCAGGGCCUGGCCGACAACGCUGUGAUUUCUCGUGUGAACGGGGAGCUGUGGGACCUGGACCGCCCGCUCGAGCGCGACUGCUCUCUGGAGAUCCUACGCUUCGACAACGAGGACGCCCAGGCUGUGUAUUGGCACUCCAGUGCUCACAUCCUGGGGGAGGCAAUGGAGAACUUCUAUGGAGGCUGUUUGUGUUACGGACCCCCCAUUGAGAAUGGUUUCUACUACGACAUGUUCCUGGAUGGACAGAAGGGGGUGUCCAGCACGGAGUUUGGGGACCUGGAGGGUUUAUGUAAGGCUGUGGUGAAGGAAAAGCAGCCGUUCGAGAGGCUGGAAAUCAGCAAGGAGACGCUGCUGGAGAUGUUUAAGUACAACAAGUUCAAGUGCCGCAUCCUCAAUGAGAAGGUCACCACCCCCACAACCACAGUGUACAGAUGCGGGCCCCUGAUUGACCUGUGCAGAGGUCCUCAUGUGAGACACACAGGCAAUAAAGCCAUGAAGAUCUACAAGAACUCCUCCACCUACUGGGAGGGCCGCUCCGACAUGGAGACGCUCCAGAGAAUCUACGGGAUUUCCUUCCCGGACUCCAAGAUGCUGAAGGAGUGGGAACGCUUUCAGGAGGAGGCCAAGAACCGAGACCACCGCAAGAUCGGCAAAGAUCAGGAGCUGUUCUUCUUCCACGACCUCAGCCCUGGAAGCUGCUUCUUCCUGCCCAGAGGAGCGUACCUCUACAACACCCUCACCGAGUUCAUCAGGGACGAGUACUGGAGAAGAGGCUUCCAGGAAGUAGCCUCCCCCAACAUCUACAACAGCAAACUGUGGGAGACGUCUGGCCACUGGCAGCACUACAGCGAUAACAUGUUCUCCUUCCCCGUGGAGGACGACGUCUUCGCCCUGAAGCCCAUGAACUGCCCCGGGCACUGUCUGAUGUUCAGCCACAGGCCUCGCUCGUGGAGGGAGCUUCCUCUGAGGCUGGCAGACUUCGGGGUCCUCCACAGGAACGAGCUCUCGGGAACUCUGACGGGCUUAACCAGAGUGAGGCGCUUCCAGCAGGACGACGCUCACAUCUUCUGCACCAUGGAGCAGAUCGAGUCGGAGAUGAAGGGCUGUCUGGAUUUCCUCCGCUGCGUCUACAACGUGUUCGGCUUCUCCUUCCAGCUUCACCUGUCCACGCGUCCAGAGAAAUACCUGGGAGACAUCGCCGUGUGGAACCAGGCCGAGAAGCAAUUGGAAAACAGCCUGAAUGAGUUUGGGGAGCCAUGGAAACUGAACCCUGGAGACGGAGCUUUUUACGGCCCUAAGAUUGACAUUAAGAUCAAAGACGCGAUUGGACGUUACCACCAGUGUGCGACCAUUCAGCUGGACUUCCAGCUGCCCAUCCGCUUCGACCUGACCUUUGUGGGGACGGACGGAGACGACAAAGCCCGACCGGUCAUCAUCCAUCGAGCCAUCCUGGGCUCAGUCGAGAGGAUGAUCGCCAUCCUCACAGAGAACUACGCUGGGAAAUGGCCUCUGUGGCUCUCUCCUCGUCAGGUGAUGGUCGUGCCCGUCAACACCUCCUUUGAGGAUUACGCCAAGAAAGUGUGUAAGCAGUUUACAGAAGCUGGCUUCAUGGCGGAUGCUGACCUCGACUCCGGCUGUCUGCUGAACAAGAAAAUCCGCAACGCUCAGCUGGCCCAGUGUAACUUCAUUCUGGUGGUCGGGGAGAAGGAGAAGAUGACUAACGGCGUCAAUGUGCGCACACGAGACAACAAAGUCCACGGAGAGCUGUCGGUGUCCGAGGUGCUGGCCCGCCUGACCCUGCUCAAACAGAGCCGCUGUGCGAACGCUGAGGAGGAGUUCUGAUCCAGAUACAAUGCACACUCGUACACACUGUGAUAACUCCACUACAGUUAUUGAUGGAGACGGGCAUAAAGGGACAAGGGAUGGCACAUGUGACGAUGGUACAGAGGAAAUGUAGUAGAGCAGAAAUCAGAUAAGAACUGAUGAUUUCUGUAAGCAAAUGUGACGAAAAGUGGCAUGAAACGACUUCAAAUUGCCCAUUAAUCAUGUGUGAAGGGUGGAAAAGGAUUUUGUGUGUGAUGUGUUGGCAAUAACCUAUGCCUGAAGGGAAGUUACUUGAUAAGAAAACAAUGUGAUCAUCGUAACGAAGGAUCUAUGAAUUCGGCACUGAUUUUCUGUCUGUCGGGAAAUAAAAUAAAAUGACUCAG
Eleginops maclovinus (Patagonian blennie) is the source of this 2800-nucleotide messenger RNA. RefSeq names its product threonyl-tRNA synthetase 3 (gene tars3). Gene Ontology annotation, cellular component: cytoplasm. Lineage: Eukaryota; Metazoa; Chordata; Actinopteri; Perciformes; Eleginopidae. Gene Ontology annotation, molecular function: ATP binding; threonine-tRNA ligase activity. Gene Ontology annotation, biological process: threonyl-tRNA aminoacylation. The record is from RefSeq and is a predicted model, not a curated record.